AUGGCGACCAAAGUAUUGGGUUUUGCAGCUAUUGCUGCUCUCUUUCACAAGGUUACUUGUCAGCAAGCCCCUACGCCGGAUAACAUAGCAUCCCUGCUGACCUGGAAGUGUACAAAUUCCGGUGGUUGCAUUCAGCAGUCGACAUCUAUUGUCGUGGACUGGGUGUAUCACUGGAUCCACACAGUCAAUGGGAGCACAUCGUGCACUACAUCCAGUGGUUUGGACUCAAAUUUAUGUGGGUCGGAACAGGAAUGCUACGCAAACUGCGAAAUUUCACCUGCCACCUACGAUAGCCUUGGUAUAAAGACUUCUGGAAAUGCCUUAACUCUCAAUCAAUACGUCACAAGCAAUGAUAAUGCCGGCAAGAAUUAUGAGAUGUUGCAGCUUCUCAGUCAAGAAAUUAGCUUUGACGUAGAUGUCUCCAACUUGCCAUGCGGCGAAAACGGGGCUCUUUACCUCUCUGAGAUGGAUGUUACUGGUGGUCGAAGCCAGUACAACCCAGCUGGAGCGUCAUACGGUUCGGGUUACUGUGAUGCUCAGUGUGGAACUGGUACCUGGUUCAAUGGUUCAAUCAACAGUGGUGGCCUGGGCUCUUGCUGUAACGAAAUGGAUCUCUGGGAAGCGAACUCCAAGGCAACGGCUUUGACACCUCAUCCAUGUAGCGUCGAAGGUCCCUACGGUUGUUCUGGUAGUGCCUGUGGUUCAACUGGGGUGUGUGACAAGAACGGUUGUGGAUUUAACCCAUAUGCCCUUGGAGAUCAGAGCUACUACGGCCAAGGGUUUAUAGUGGACACGAGUAAGCCUUUUACAGUUACGACACAGUUUGUCACGAGCGAUAACAGCAAGACUGGGACCUUGACCGAAAUUCGUCGGUCUUACGUUCAGAAUGGCAAGGUUAUCGCGAAUGCCGUUGCAUCAGCGUCGUCGGGCUUCUCAGGUGCAAAUUCCAUUACAGAGUCUUUCUGUACUACGAUGGACUCCGAAGCAGGAACACUUGGGGGUUUGAAUACAAUGGGUGAGGCCCUCAGCCGGGGCAUGGUCCUCAUUUUCAGCAUCUGGAAUGAUGCCGGUGGAUACAUGAACUGGCUAGACAGUGGUAACUCGGGUCCUUGCAGUAGUACUGCAGGAAUUCCGUCCACCAUUGAGGCGAAUGACCCCGGUACUUCUGUUACUUUCUCAAAUAUUAAGUGGGGUGAUAUUGGAUCAACAGUAUCUGACACUGGAGGAAGCGGCUCAUCAUCGUCGUCAUUGAUUUCAACAAAAACCAGCAGUACCACAACGACAUCAGCGACGAGAACCGCAACCAGCAGUGGCGCAACUCAGACUCACUACGGUCAAUGUGGGGGGAUGUAUUAUACUGGCCCUACUGUUUGUGCCUCUCCGUACACUUGUCAUGUGCAGAAUCAGUACUAUUCACAGUGCCUGUAG
Messenger RNA from Talaromyces stipitatus ATCC 10500, 1428 nucleotides. Its product is annotated as endoglucanase, putative. Lineage: Eukaryota; Fungi; Ascomycota; Eurotiomycetes; Eurotiales; Trichocomaceae. The transcript is spliced from 2 exons. The record is from RefSeq and is a predicted model, not a curated record. Gene Ontology annotation, molecular function: hydrolase activity, hydrolyzing O-glycosyl compounds; cellulose binding. Gene Ontology annotation, biological process: carbohydrate metabolic process. Bases 1 to 1428 code for a protein of 475 amino acids. Gene Ontology annotation, cellular component: extracellular region.